Molecule: messenger RNA, 2547 nt
Organism: Pieris macdunnoughi
Lineage: Eukaryota; Metazoa; Arthropoda; Insecta; Lepidoptera; Pieridae
Source: the annotation of a GenBank genome assembly
AUGAGAACUGUAGAAUCGCAUUUAUUGGGUGAUAAAAUAGAUGAGGCUGUAACCCAUUAUAUAAAUACACACCAGUCGGCCGAGACAGUCCAUGUAGAUCCCAAUUUAUCUUUAAACAUUCAAGAUGAUGGAGGUGGUAGAGUGGUUACUGUUAUGCACCCACAAGGCUAUCAACAGCAGGUUUGCAGACAGAUAUCGGUGGGUGAGCAGAUUGGAGAUGGACCUUGGGCUGAAGAAUUAUGGGAUGGCAGGCUUGCUGCACUUGUGGCGCAUCUGGCCCAACCUAGUCGCACUUCUCUUCACCAGGGACAAAACCCUCAUCAUAAGCCGUCAACAAUAGUACGAAGUGAUAUGGAUACAUCUGUAAUUCUGGAUGGUUCUAUGAGGCUUUUUAAUGGACAGUCUUUGGAGCACCAUCAGGAGCAGUUACCGGUACAAGUGUCAGACCUACCGCUACCUCCACUCCAGGAUAUGAAAAGGUGCUCUGACACGGGUUGGUUUAAUAAGAAGGAUACAGUAAAGGGUGAUAGUGAAAUUUUAGAAGAUAGUCGGAUGCUGGAAAUGGCAUGCGGUUCACCGGCACAAAGUAAGCAGAACAAGAAGAGCUUGCCACAUAAAAAACGGAUCUCGAGGAAGUUAAAGAGGAACACUGGCAAUACAACACCGAGUCAGCAGGACAUCGUAGUGAUGCAAUGCAAUGAGGAAGUUCAGCCGGAGCAGGAGGAGAUUCUCCCCGACAGUUUCGUGGAUUCUAUGCCUCGACACCAUGAUGAAGACCAGUUGCCAGUUCACACACACGUUUCUCAGAUCCGUGCAAUGUUAGUCUGUCAGCUUUGCGGUCAAUUCUUUGGGGAGGAACAGCUGAAGUUCUACCAUCACCUGCGGCAUCACUACGAACCGCCUGCCGCUCUCAGUAUCGACAACCCCGUGCCUGACAUUGCGAUUGAUAAGAUUACAAACACCUGUAUAGUAGACAAUGGAGCGACACUCCCCGAUUCUAUAGUAGAAUUGUCGCUAGAAAAUACGGUGCCUAAGACAAUGUACCAGCCCAUAGACAAGCACAUACUCUACGAAAAGCCGCUCUACAAAUACCCUAUGGUCAUGGAGAAAUCUGUGGAAGGUGAAUUAGACGAUUCUUUGGACAAACUGGAGUUCUAUUGUUGCGUUAAGUGCAAUAAAUCGUUUAGAAAGCAAAAACAAUUUGAGGCCCAUUUACGAGAGAUGCAUACUUUGACUAAGUUAGAAGACAUGGGCGAGUUCAGUGAGCCCGAAGAUCUGAUGGAGGGAAUCCACGUGGCGGUGGACGAGGACCACGAGCAGGAGCCGGAGCCUGCCAACGGGCAGACGCCCGAGCAGGACGCCCACGACCAGUACGACACGGUGUUGCCACAUUUGACUAUCGACAAUGGCCAUGUGCAUCAGGAGCACAUUCGGCAUUGGUAUUCGCGUAGCGGUGGUGAGAGCCCCGAAGUAGGCUCGAUAUGCGCGUGCGGCGGCACCGGCUGCUGCCCCACGUGUGCGCCGCCUUACACUCAGCAGAGGCAUCAGAUUGUGACAAAAGAGCUACAAAAUCUGCUGGAGACAAACGUACCGACGAAUCCCGCUCAAGAAAAUCACAAGGAAAAUGAGAAGUCUCCUAAAAAGGCCAAAAAGAAAUCCAACAGGAAAUUCGAGUGCGUCCAGUGUGGACGGGUGUUCGAUCACCGAAACAGCAUGCUGUACCAUCUUCUCAUGCACCAGAGCAAGAAGCACUCGUGUAAUGUUUGUGGGAAACGGUUUUUCACCACUGGUUCGCUUAAGGUUCACAAACGAACUCACGACGGCGUCAGACCUUGGAAGUGCGAAGAGUGCGGACAAUGCUUCCGACGAUCGGGAGACCUCAAGUACCACAAGGACUCCAAACAUUCCAAUGAGAAACGGUUCAAAUGCGAAUUCUGCGUGAAAGAGUUCUCCCGGCGGUACUCCUUGAGCGUCCACCGCAGCAUUCACACGGGCGAACGGAACUACCCUUGCGACGUUUGCCACAAGAGCUUCCGGGCCGCCUCGUACAAGCAGAUUCAUAUGCGGACACACACGGGUGUGAAGCCAUACCAAUGCGAGCAGUGCAAAAAAUGCUUCAGCGUCCCGUACGACCUGCGCCGGCACGUCCGAGUCGUCCACGAUAAGAUAAAGAAGGAAGACGAUCCCAAAAAGAAAGAUAAAAAUAAAAAAGAAGAAAAGCCAAAGACAAAGGAGAGCAAGAAGAAAACGGUCAAACCGCCCAACGUCACGAUUCAGAAGUCCGCGAAGCCGACGGAGCUCGGGUCGAGUCAGUGUAAGGACUUUUACUACGCGGACCAGGAUAUCAAGCGGGAGAUGAAGUUUAGGAACGAAAUCGGAGACGAAUUUCGGAAUAACACCGAUGGGAAAAUGCCUAUUUUUUCCAAUGUCGAAAAGUCGAGUGUGGUUUUGAACGACCUGAGGAGUUUGGACACGAGUCGAAGAGACGUGAGUGGUGAUAUUGAAAUAUUCGACAAACUCGCCCUCUACAACAUGCCAGCCGUUUGA